GACAUACUUAGAAGAAUCAAAGUGAAAUUUACUGAUUCAAGAAAAGCCCUCCCUCUUGUUCUCUCCCUCCAAAAAAAAAUGAAAAGAUGGAGGAGCCCUGGGAAGCACUCGACGUAGACGAUUCCGACCUCCCUUCUCUCCUUCAGCCCUGUAAACGCCUCUGCCACCACCGGCGGAACCCCAACUCCGCCUCCGCCACUUCUUCUCAGUCCUCCUUUACACCUUGCUCAAGUUCUACUCUAAUAUCCGAACAAGAAAAGGAAGACCAAAAUCUCCAAGUUCUCCAACCUUUCCAGCAAUCCGACUCCGCUCCUUCGCAGCCGCAGCCGACGCCGCACCGCAUCCCUGGUCCAGCCGGCGUCAUACAAUCGGCGAUGCUCCAGAAAAGUUUCGACCGUAAAAAUCACGAAGUCUGGUCAUCUCCCAUUCCCACCCAGGAUUAUGUGAGGAAGGCAGUCGAAGAUUCUUCGGAAUUCGAUUAUGAUUUCCACUCCAGUGCCUGGUUUUGCGCUCUUCAGUUUAUCCGUAAAGUGCCUGGAAUCACAACUUUGAGAUCUAUAGUGAAAUGCCAGCACAAGGUAGAGAAGGUUGUGGCUGUCAUAAAGUCUUCCAAACCAAAUGGACUUAGUGGUCUUAUGGUAACUCUGAAGGAUCCAACAGGUACCAUUGGUGCUAGCAUUCAUCCAAAAGUGCUAAGUGAGAGCAUGUUUGGGAAGAGCAUAAUUGUUGGCACGGUUUUAGUACUAAAGGAGGUUGCUAUAUUUGCUCCAUCGCGGUCAGCAGUUUAUCUUAAUAUAACCCUCAGAAAUAUGGAAAAGGUAUUCUGCAAGGAUAGUGAUUGUCUACCAGCAAAUGCAGUGAACUGUUCUUAUCCUGGCAUCGAUUAUUCUGGAAGAGCCGCAGCAGCAAAGCAGAUUUUCAUUGCAGAAAAAGAAAUGACAGGAGAAGUACAAUGCAUGAGUGCAGGAGGUGUUGUUCAUAGUGAGAGUGAAACGGAGAAGGAAAACUUACUUCCAGGUAGCUAUAUGCGAAAUUUGAGACAAGAUAAUGUAGAGAAAGAAUCUUUAAGUUUCAGAGGAGGUGCUGCAAAGGGAGUUGAAGAAAUAAUCAGAAAGGUGACUACUCGUGAUAAACAGCCAGAAGGAGCUAAACCAAAGAACAAUUUCCAUGCAUGUAACACCAUAGAAAGUUUACCCAAGAGCCUGACUAGCCGGGAUGAAUUUCAGGAGAGGAAUGAAGUUAUGAGCAAAACGCAGCCAUUUGUUUCAAAGGCUCCACUCCCAGAGUGGACAGAUGAACAGCUAAGUGAACUUUUUGGUGUUAAUGGUGUGGAUGAUUUCCAUGCAUGUAAUACUAUCGAAAGUUUGCCCAAGAGCCAUACCAGCUGUGAAGAAUUUCAAGAAAAGGAUGAAGUUGUGAGCAAAACAUGUUCAUCUGUUUCAAAGGCUCCACUUCCAGACUGGACAGAUGAACAGCUAAGUGAACUUUUUGGUGGUGAUGUUGUGGACGAUUUCCAUGCAUGUAAAUCUAUAGAAAGUUUGCCCAAGAGCCAUUAUAGUGUUGAAUUUCAGGAAAAGGAUUAAAGCUCUGAGCAAAAGGCAACCACUUGUCUCAAAGACAACACUCCCAGGAGUGGACGGAUGAACAGCUAAGUGAACUUUUUGCUGUAUGCAUGACUAAAGUUUCUUUUGAAUUCUCUUGUCUUUUCAUACUAAAAACAGCCAUGUUGGAACUAGGAAUUUUGUUGAAAAGUUAUAAAUACACAAUUUUAUCUA
Ipomoea triloba (trilobed morning glory) is the source of this 1775-nucleotide messenger RNA. RefSeq lists its product as uncharacterized. Gene Ontology annotation, biological process: recombinational repair. The record is from RefSeq and is a predicted model, not a curated record. NCBI's taxonomy places the organism in Eukaryota, Viridiplantae, Streptophyta, Magnoliopsida, Solanales, Convolvulaceae. Bases 87 to 1583 code for a protein of 498 amino acids. The transcript is spliced from 7 exons.